UCCAGAAACAGUUAAAAGUAAAGAGAAUCUUGAUGAAAAGGUAUCAAUGAACACAAGCCAAAGCGAUUCAAAUAUUGACGUACAAAUUAAGAAGUUUCAACAUAACUAUAAACAGUCAGCCUAUAGUUACGUAAGCAAAAUAGACAAAAUGAGUAAAAGGCAAAUGAAACCAAGUGACUCAAGAAACAUCCAAACUUAUUUUGAAAAUAUUCCUGAUCUAUCAAAGCAACGUGUAUUUGCCAUUAAUGUGCCUGAUCAACAGUUCAUACCGAAAAAUGUUUUUGUAAAUAAAGAAAACUAUGUUUUGGAUAUGCAAAAUAUAAAAGCGAGAUCUCGACGUUCCGCUUCGUCCGAAACCGCUUCUUAUUCCAGCUCCGACGAAGUUAAUGGAAGGAAUAUAAGACGUAUAAGAAGCUCUUCAGGAACCGAAUUGUCUAGGAAUCAACAAUGUAUCCCGAACAUGCGUCUUCCUAGGUAUCAAUUCAGACCUUACGGAUUUUGGCGUCCACAAAACAGCAUAAACUUUUACCAAUUAAUGUUUUUCCAAACACGUUUUCAAUAUAAUCAGAGGCCACCACCUUUCUCAAGAUCUUAUGAAUUCAGCCCUAACGCCAGUGAUGCAAGAAAACGGUUAAGAAUUUGUAACAUAGCACACUUCCAAGCUAUAAGAAAUGCCGCGGUUCGACUCAAACAAAGUCUCAUAUCUGGUGUCACGGACAUGCGCAAACUUGAAGAGCUACACAAUAUUUUACACUCGUAUAACACAAGGUAUAAAACAAGAUUACGAUUAAGUGAAAAUUUUGAUGUAAUCAACGAAGAGAAAAUUAUUGAAACAAUAGAAUUGGAUGAUGAUGAAGAAUCAAGAAGUAAAAGGCCUAGAUUAGAAGAUGGUGAUGAUAAAUUUGAUGAGAAUCUGUAUAGACUGAAACAGUUGGCUUUGAGACUGAGAGAACUGGAAUCCAAAGACAAAGCAACAGCUUCUCACAGAAGAGCAUUCUCCAAGGCAAUCAAGACAUUCAAUCAGUCUUACAAAGCGGAUAUUUAUUUAGACACUAAUAAUUAUGAAGUCAUUGAUAGAAAAUGUAUUACACUGGAUUCUAGUUCUGAAUCUGACUGUGUAGUUGAAGAAGCACCUGCACCAAAGAGGAAAAAGUUAAGAAAUCCGUUCAAUAUUUUAAAACGACGUUCUGAGAAGUUAUCAGCUCUUAAUGGCCCAAGCACGAGUCAGGCCGUUGUGUCAGAAGUCAGUAAAGCGGAGUCUAACGUAGGAGAAAACAAAAAAGUUGACAAUAACAAAUAUAGUGAUCAUUUACUAAAAACGUUUAAAGAAGAAUGGCUGCCAAAAGAAGAUGAUUUUGGUAGAGCUGAAAUUGUUUCUAAACUCGAUAUGAAUACGCGCCUUUUAGUCAAUAGCAAAGAGCAAUAUUUACAGGAAUUUAUGAAAGACCAACUUCAACAAUAUUCUAACUGGUUAGAAGCUAAAAUAUCCUUUUUUAAGUAUUUAGAAGAAACUAAUAAUCAAAUGAAUAGUGAGCGAGAACGGCUACUAGCUGACAUAGAUGUAAAUACGGGUUUGAAACCUUUAAUAGAUUUUGAGGACAGUUCAGAUAUGUCGAAAGCACUAGAAAAGCUAAGAAUUAUAAGAAAUAAUCAAGGAACAGAUAAUCAAACUAGUCUUAAAAUAGAUUUCGAUGUAUACAAUAGAGAUGUACAGAAUUAUAGGAAAAGAAAACCACCAAAGCCGCAUUUCAGAAUCGUUUGUAUUGACGAAUCAGCAGGAGUUCCAUCAGCGUCGCAUGUAAUUGCACUGCAUUCAAAAUACAAUGACGAGGUACCAAUCGUAUUUGCAGUAGUUGGCCUAGGAUCCGUCUCCUAUAUACAACUCAAUCCAAUAGACUUGCCCAUAUAUGUUCCCAACAAUGAUUUAGUAUAAGCUGUAUAUUUUG
This is a messenger RNA of Spodoptera exigua (beet armyworm), 1946 nucleotides long. Lineage: Eukaryota; Metazoa; Arthropoda; Insecta; Lepidoptera; Noctuidae. The record is from the annotation of a GenBank genome assembly.